Molecule: messenger RNA, 1359 nt
Organism: Ophidiomyces ophidiicola
Lineage: Eukaryota; Fungi; Ascomycota; Eurotiomycetes; Onygenales; Onygenaceae
Exons: 2
Coding region: 1-1359 (452 amino acids)
Biological process (GO): urate catabolic process; purine nucleobase catabolic process
Cellular component (GO): peroxisome
Molecular function (GO): urate oxidase activity
Source: RefSeq, a predicted model, not a curated record
AUGGACGGAGACCCGGCGGCGAUCAUUCUGGGGCGCAUUCGCCGAGCCCAGCCCCCAGCGCCAACAGGCGGCCAUCGGAGCUCUCCGACGACUGGUCAACGGCGACCAGCAGCUGAUGCCAGCGGCAAGCAACUACGGCUCCUAGAGCCCGGCUUUUAUUCGUGGGAUGCGGGCUUUGUUUCACUGCAACUCUCCUUAGCUUUGCAUGACGGCGAGGAAAGACGAGAUUAUUCAGCCCGGCGCUUCUACAUAUAUAAGGCCCGCAUCGCCAGGCCGAAAGGAUGCGUCGUUGCCUACCCACCUAACAACUACAGUUCCCUUGACGAAGAAUUUCCCCCAAUUUCUAGCUACUUAUUACGCCAAAGGUACUCUUUCUUAGCCAUGGUAAUGUUGAGCUCCUCCCGCUAUGGCAAGGACAAUGUCAAGGUGUGCAAAGUUCACCGUGACGCUAAGUCCGGCACACACACUGUCGUCGAAAUGACGGUGUCCGUGUUGCUUGAGGGUGACAUUGAAACAUCGUAUACAGCCGCAGACAAUAGUGUCAUCGUUGCGACCGAUUCUAUCAAAAACACCAUCUAUAUCCUGGCCAAACAACACCCUGUAACCCCCCCUGAGCUCUUCGCCGCUAUCGUCGGCACCCAUUUCAUUGAAACUUACAAGCACAUUCAUGCCGCUCAUGUUCACAUUGUAACCCACCGGUGGACGAGAAUGACCGUCGAUGGAAAACCACAUCCACACUCAUUCUCGCGUGACGGUACUGAUGUGCGAAUUACAGAUGUCGAUGUCGUGGAAGGAAAAGGCAUUGACAUCAAAUCUGCAAUCUCUGGCCUACUUCUGCUCAAGAGUACAGGGUCGCAGUUUCAUGGCUUUGUUCGCGACGAAUUCACUACUCUGCCUGAGACAUGGGAUCGAAUUCUGAGCACGGAAAUCGAUGCAAAUUGGACCUGGCUAGCGUUUAAAGACCUAAAUCAGGUGAAAGCAGCCGUGCCCCGCUUUGACCAAGUCUUCGCAUCGGCCCGGGACAUCAGCCUACGCCUCUUUGCCCAAGAUGACAGCGCAAGCGUGCAGAACACAAUGUAUAAAAUGGCCAGAGAGGUAGUGAACAUGGAGACGUUGCUGAAUACCGUUUCGUACUCACUACCUAACAAACAUUACUUCGAAUUAGGUGAGCCUUCCACAGCGGGGACACUUUUCUGCAUCGGCUCCACUAACAAAUGCGGUACAGAUUUGAGUUGGCAUAAAAAUUUGAAAAAUAAAGGAAAAGAUGCCGAAGUAUAUGUGCCUAGCCUUGCGCCAAAUGGCCUUAUUCAAUGUACCGUGGCACGAGACAAUCGCUGUCACGAAAAGUCAAACCUAUAG